Molecule: messenger RNA, 5890 nt
Organism: Rattus rattus (black rat)
Lineage: Eukaryota; Metazoa; Chordata; Mammalia; Rodentia; Muridae
Gene: Rfesd
Product: Rieske Fe-S domain containing
Exons: 4
Coding region: 204-668 (154 amino acids)
Molecular function (GO): 2 iron, 2 sulfur cluster binding
Source: RefSeq, a predicted model, not a curated record
CUAACCUGCAAAGUGUCCAUGCAGUAGUCAAAUGUAGCUAGUCAUGUGUAUCAUCAAACUGCUACUGGCUAAGGCAUUUCCCUUCCGUGAGCCUAAAAGCAAGGAUAUCACCCUGGAGAUAAGCAUUGUGAUAAUGUGCGGGCCAAGUCCCCACUCUUGGUGUAGAACCCCUUAGUCAUUGCUCAAGAGGAGUGAGGUGAAUCAUGGACCCUGAAAUCUCUGAACAGGAUGAGGAACAGAAGACGGUCUGUGUUGGCAGAGAAGAGGACAUUAGGAGGUCAGAGAGAAUGACAGCUGUUGUCCAUGGCAGAGAAGUGGUCAUUUUCUACCACAAGGGGGAAUAUCAUGCAAUGGACAUUCGCUGCUACCAUUCUGGAGGACCCUUGCACUUGGGAGAAAUUGAGGAUUUCAAUGGACAAUCAUGUAUAGUUUGCCCAUGGCAUAAAUACAAAAUCACUUUGACAACAGGAGAAGGAUUAUACCAGUCUAUAGAUCCUAAAGACCCAUCAGCAAAACCCAAGUGGUGCUCCAAAGGAGUAAAGCAAAGGAUUCACAUUGUGACGGUGAAGAAUGGCAACAUUUAUGUGACGCUUUCUAAGGAACCUUUCAAAUGUGACUCUGAUUAUUAUGCCACUGGAGAAUUCAAAGUGAUUCAGAGUUCUUCCUGAUAAAACAUGUACAGCAGCCAAAAAAUGUGUGUAUGUUUGAAAAUAUUUUAAAAGUAGUUUUGUUUCAGUACCAAAGAUGGAUUUUUUUUUCCAUCAUAGGAGCGUGUGUCUUGUCAGGGGCUGAAGAGAUGGCCAGAAGCUAAGAGUUCUCGCUGCUUUUUCAGAGCACCUGAGUUCAGUUCCUAGGGCUCGGAUCAAGUGGCUCAAAGUCCCCUGUGAUCUGUGACUCUCACUCUUAAGGAUCUGAUGCCCUCUUCUGGUCUCUGUGGACACCUGCACACACAAGUCAUUUACCAUAAAUAAAAAUAAAAGCAGAUGUUUUUUAAAGUGUUAAAUUUGAGAAGUUUAAAAACACAUUUACUUUAGUAUGGUUUCAGGGCCCCACCCAGGUCAAUAGAAUACAUUCCAUCUUUCUCAGGACUGAUUGGAAUCUGUACAUUAUAGGCUGGACAUGAUCAGUUUAAGAAGCAUGCAGUUAACUCAGAGAAAAUACAGUUGAUAAACAGACUAAGCAGAAACUUAACAGGAAAAGUGUAAAUUGGUAAAGACACGUUUUCCCAAUCACAUUGUGUUUUGUUUUGGAAAGUUUUCAUAAUUCAAAGUUUCUUGCUUCAACAGUCCCCAGCAGUCCUCUGUUCCUCUUGCAUUGCUGUGCCCACAGACUGUUGACUGCUUGUAUUUAAUUAUGGUUUUUACAAUUUUAAAGGUAAAAUUUAAACACACUGAGAUCCUUGAAUUUUAGUUGUAUUAUAUACUUUUGCUUACAAAUGUUUAGCACAUGUCUUACAUGUUAAAACUGCUACCAAAAAAAUGAGGUCAAUGUUUAUUUUGAACUUAAAAAUGAGAAACUCAAAGCUAGUUGUGGUGGUACACACCUCUAAUCCCAGCAUUCUGAGGCAGAGGUAGAAGGAUCUCUGUGAGUUACAGGCUAACCUAGUUUACAUAGUGAGGGUCUAUCAAGAAGGGGACUGAGGAGUACGAGAGGCAAAGACCCAGUAAAACUUAGCUUGCCCUGUCUCUUAUACCUUAGCAAAGACAGAUGUAAAGUCGCCUGUUCAAUGAACCAAAGAAGUUUACCUAAAUGAAACUUUCAAGUAAAAGUUUAAAAGAGUUUUAGAGAACAUUGUGUAUGUGUACAGUUUCCCAUAAAUGUGUAGAUAGCAGAGAUAUAUUUUGUUCCUCAGAGUUUACAAGCAGGAUAGAUAUUCGCUUGUUAACACCCUGUUUAAACCAUCAGUUAGUUGUGACCAGUACUGUUCUAGCUGCCUGGGACCCACAUCAUACUUUUUAUUCAGGAUUUAGAGCAACACCCUGGGUAUCUGUCAUGUAGAACUUAGCAACUCAGUAAAAUAUAGGCGUAAACAGGGCCAGAAAGGAUAUGUAGGCUAUGAAUUCAGCAUGAAGACUGUUAAAAAUAAAAUCAAAUCUCAAAACACGAAUUUUCAUGAUGUGGGAUGAAUUAAGUACUUAACAUUUCAAAGGAUUGUACCUGGGCUCUUGAUUUGUUGUAAAGAUCAGUGAAAGACCUAGAGAGAUGGAUUGGGGGUGCAGUGCACACUACUUCUUCUGAGAGGACUGUUGCUUUGGAUCCCAGAACCCACAUUAGUGACUUACAUGUGCUUGCACCAUUUGCUGUACAUUCCCUUUUCUUUGGGGAUAUGGGUUACAUGACAGAAAGUAUUUGUUACUUGUUUCUAAAAUGCUAAUAAGCCAGGCUUGGACUUUCUCCACAGUGUUUUACAUCAGCAGUUAGUCACGCAUGGGGUUCAGAAAUGUGUCAUCUCUGAGGGGAAUUCAUACCAGCCUAGUAGUUCUUAAAUGGGUACAAAAUCUUAUCAUGCAUUAAAAUGUAAAGUCAUUCCCCUUUAGGCAAAAACUAGGACCUUGGUUUAUAGAGCCAAGAAUAGCAGCCUUUCGUAAGGAGCCAGUGGCAGUGAUGACUGUGGACUGGGUUUCCUCUUCUUAAUCUAUGUCUUUAAAUUUGAAAAUUAAAGUGGUCCUGUAGUCCUGGCUUCUCAGGGGGCCGAGGAAGAAGGAUUAUUUGACCCAGGAAUUCAAAGUUAAAAUGAGGAUAUAGCCAAACUCCAAUAUUAAAGAACAACCCCCACCUUAUUGCGUCCUGUCCUAACAUACAGAAAUCUCAUCAGAUUUGCAAGUAACGUUUUGUUUUACAAAUUUAUGGUAUGUAUAAAUGUUAAGUCCUUCAUAACUUCCCAAGUCAGUUACAAAGUCAUCAGCAGGGAGACUCAGCUCAACAGCCUGCAAAUAGAAAUAUACUUUUACUAUUUCUGAAGAUGAUGUGUAGCAUUUUUUUUAAAGUUUUUGUCUGCCUGUAUAUAUGUGCAUCACACUCACCUGGUGCCAGCAGAAGCCAGAAGAGAGGGUUAGAUCCCCAGUGACUGCAGUUACAAAGAGUUGUGAGCUACCUUGAGGAUGCUAAGAACCAAAUCUUGGUUCUCUGUAAGAGUACCAAGUACUCUUAACCAUUGGGCCAUCUCUCCAGCCCCAACAUGCAUAACAUUUUGCAUUUCCGGAUGAACAUUCAAAAAACUUCUUAAAUAAAAAUAUAAAUGAAUUUUGAACACAUCCAUAUUAUAAACACUGUGUAAGUUCUAACACAACAAAAUAUGAAUUCUCUUAUUAAAAUUACUGUAUAGUCAGGGCUGGGAAGAGCUCAGUAAUUAAAAGAUGGUCUGCUCUUCCAGAGGAUUUGGUUCAGUUGCCAGUAUCCAUGCCCUCAGAGUUCUGAUACUCUCCUCUGGCCUGUACAGAUACCUGUAUAUGUAGGAAAACAAAAAUUAAAAAACACUGGGUAGUCAUACAUAUAUUGUACAUCAAGAUUCAUUUUAUUUUCUAUUUCAUUUAAAUACCAGAGAAUGAUGUCAUAGUUUCCCUACUGUGUCCCAUCUUAAAAGAGCAUUCAGCUUACAUAAAUUGGUAUGUCUGAUGAAAUUUACCUGUGGAUAGGUAACUAUUGAGCUCUCUAAAGUGGUAUUUUUGUCCAUAUUUCUCAUUCAUUUAAUUCAGCCGAUUGGUCAAAUACAGAAUGUAGAACUUGGAUCUUGUUGCUCUGCUUGCUGGCAGGAGGCUUGGGUUGAUCUGAGAGGUGGUCUGGCUUCUCUGGCAGCGACCUGUAAGGUUUCGCUUUGAUUUCACCUUCAGAAAACAUGGGCUCCGAGAGCACGGGUUCAGAGAAGGCUUUUCUAAAAUUCUUGCUCUCUCUAUUUUGCCUUAUGGAUUCUUCUUCUUGGAAAAUGUUCUUUAUCUUUGCCAGCACAGCAUUAACACAGACUGCCUGUACCAAAAUCCAAAGCAAAAUGAAACAGAAAUGUUGAAAAAUAAUGUUUCCCUUUAAGGUACUAACAACCACAGACAAAAAGUAACAUGUCUAAUAUAGUCAAUCUACAUGUUCUAAUUUAAAAAGCCCUUCCUUUGAGGAAACCCUGACUCAUGGCAAGUGAUAGAUCGAUUCCUUAUCCUAAAUAUGGAAAGGCAUUUAAAUAAAACAUGCAUAAAAAUAACUUCAGAAGUGAGAAAUACAACAAGUUUAAUCUUAACUUACUCCUCAUCACUAAUGACGUCGAUGAUGGAGCCAAGGAGUGAAAGACAACAACCAUUCCCGGAAGCUAAACGGAACAACACUAGUUUGCCUUGCAGAAGAACCGCCUCAAGUCGACAUGAAGACAGCAAACAUUCAGGGCUUUCUUUCUCUCCUUCAGAUUUCAAAGCACUUUACUUUUCUCACAGAACUCUUAUUAUUACAGCACAUGGCUUAUAUACUGUUACAUUGCUGUAUCACAAUGAUACUUUACCCUCUUUCCAUCCUCAUACCAGUCCCCAGCCCGUCCCUCGUAGUCCUUCCACUAGCUUAUGCCUUUUUAAAAAUCAUUCUGGUUUCCACACAAUGAGACAAAACACACUAUACUUUUCUUUCUACGUCUUUUGUCUUCUCCUAAAUGACCUCAAAUUCCAUUCUUUUAAUCUUUUUCCCAAAUGUUAUAAUUUCAUUUCAUAGGUUUCCUUUGCAUUGAUCUAGAUGAUGAUAUUUUUGUCUUAAUUCUAUUUAAUACUGAAUUAAAUAUUGGUUUACAAAUAUAGAUCUAUCCUAGCAUCCCUGAGAUGAAACUGACAAUUAUGAUGAUGUUUUAACAUAUAUUUCUGAGUUCAAUUUGCAAGUACCUUAUUAAGGAUUUAUUCACCUAAUUAGUUUCAAAGAUGAUCAAGUAUUAUCAAAGAUUAUAUUGGCCUAUAAUUUUUUUCUUCCCUUUUCUUACUUUCUCGUUUUUUAGAUUUGUAAACCUUGUAUUAAUGGCUUAAAAUGUUUUGAAAAAUAGUGUUUUGUGUGUUGAUUAAAAGAAUGUGUGUUUUGCUACUGUUGUAUGGAAUAUUGUGUAGACAUUUAUUAAAUCAUUGACCCUUAGUGUAUUUAACUCUAUAAUGUUUCUUUGUCCAUAUUUUUGUCAUGAUGGUCUGUGUGCUGGUGAGAGCAGGGAUACUGAAGUCACCAACUAGGAUUGACACAAUGGUAUUGUAGUCUUAGCUCUUCCUGUAUGCUGUGCAGGACUUGUUUAAUGAGUAAUCCAGUCUUCAAUGUAUAUAGAUUUAAAACGAUUACAUCUCCUCAAUGGACUGUUCCUCUUAUAGUUUGGAUGUAAAAUGUUCUCCAUAGGCUCAUGGGCUGAAGGCUUGGUCCCAGAUAUGGACCUAUUUUGGGAGGUGCUAGUAAUUUUAGAUGAUGGGUACUUCCUAUAAUCAUUAUUUCGUUGGAGGUAUAUUCUAGGGGUUAUAUCUUGCCUUGUCCACAUCUCCUUCCCCUGCUUCUUCUCUGUCAUUAAAUAAUAAGCUUCUGCCACCUGCCUCCACUGUCAUGCUUUGCUCCAAUGUGAGAGCUGUGGAGAAAGCUGGCCUUUGCUGAACGUUCUCACACUGUGAGCCAAAAUCAACCUUUCCUUCUUUAAAAUGGUUUCUUUCAGUUACUUGUUUCAGUGAUGAAAAGCUGCCUAGUACAAUUCCUUUUGCUGAUAUAUAGUGACCUUGUUUUUUAUAUUUUCUGAACAUUUUGUCUUUAUGUCUCCUGCUUGGUUUCUGAUUUAAUUGUCUAGAGUAUAAUUUUCUGAUAUUUCGUUUUUAGUUUUUGUAUGACUAUGUGAUGGAUGUGAGUUUCUUGCAGCCAGCAUUUCUUGUAUCUUGUUUUAAAAUCCAAUAAAUCAUUUUGAAAUUUU